Messenger RNA from Penicillium oxalicum, 4542 nucleotides. Its product is annotated as kinetochore-microtubule binding complex subunit SPC105. Gene Ontology annotation, biological process: protein localization to kinetochore; mitotic spindle assembly checkpoint signaling; mitotic sister chromatid biorientation. The coding region runs from base 1 to 4542 and encodes 1513 amino acids. The record is from RefSeq and is a predicted model, not a curated record. The transcript has 4 exons. NCBI's taxonomy places the organism in Eukaryota, Fungi, Ascomycota, Eurotiomycetes, Eurotiales, Aspergillaceae.
AUGUCUACUCGACAAGAUGCUGCCGUGACACGGCCUCGCUCGCGCCGCUCUCUUGCUCAUGUUCCGCGGUCUAGAAUGACGUCUACUCUGGACAAGGAGAAUGCGACAACCGACAUCGCGACAUCGUCUGGUACAAAUGCCAGGGCUAGCUCAAAGGAAAAAAAGUCUCGUAGCAAGAGUCUUGGACCAGGAGGACUAGAUGCUCUACAACACUCUAACGGUAACCGUCGGAAGUCGACUGCAUCGUUUCCCUUGAAGUCUAUCUUAAAACCCACGGUACCUGUGUCACCAGUACGAAAUAUUCCUUCGUUCGAGGAAACCCGCCGGCGAACUACCUCCCGCGACGCGCCAACCCAUGCCACCAACAAAGAUAGCGAUCAAAAGGCAAACCAAGAUCUACCUAUUGAUUUCUCAACACCAGCGCAACCUACAAGUACAGAUAAUAGGCAACUCAACACCCCAUUUGAUACAUUCAAUGCGACAUCACUCAUUCGUGACGAAAUGGCCGCAACAAAAGAGCGCGAUGAGAAGGAGCGUCGGGAACGCGAACGCCAGACGAUCCUCGAAAAGCGAGAGGCCCGGCGAAAGUCAAUGGCCAACCGCCGUGUUUCGUUCGCCCCUGAGGCGACUCUUCAUACCUGGAACGUCAUCGAGAUACCUGAAGAUGCAACUUCAUCGUCAACGUCGAAUUCAACGCGGCGGGCAUCUACGGCUGCAAGACAACAAGAUGAAAACUCCGCUUCAUCACAUAGUGCAGAACAACCAUCUUCUCCAGACGAUGUCGAAUCGGAAUUUGGGUUCUCACCCGUGCGGGAGCAAGAACUUCAGCAAAUGAGGAGUAAUUCAAUCCCCGACGUGGGCGAUGACAUGCCUCAGCCUUUAUCUUCGAGCCCUUUCAGCGGAAGCUCUGCAGUGAGUGAAGAUACUGGAAUCCAUAGUGUUGCCGAAGAAAUUGAGGAUGAAGAUUCCGCCGAAUCCGAGGACGGAUUUGAUGCCGAUAGCACUGCCAUGAGCAUGGAUGAUAUGACGGCUCGGUCUUCUGCAUCUCUGCAAUCAAAUGUUUCAUCUAGCUCUACUUCCAGUGCCCGACUCAACGAUGCGUUGCGUCGUGCCGCUGAAGAAGCUGGUACCCGAGGGAUCGAAGAAACGGGUGAAGUUUCGAUGGAAAUAGUUGACCAAGAAAUCACCGGUGCUUUCCAGCCCUGGAUAAAGAAGGGUCAAAGGCAGAGCUUCGACUGGGAUGACUUGAGUGCUCGGCAUGAUCAAGAUAUCGCUAAUCCUGAUAAGCCUGUUGCGGCCUUUGACGCCCUUCCCUCGGAUGACACGAUGGACGAUGAUGUGGAUGAGGAGCUGAGUAUGGAUGUGACAAAUGUUGUCGGUGGUAUCCUUGGAAGACCUCUAGGUCGCCGGUCAAGCGCUGCCAGCCGCAAAUCUUUUGGACAGGAAACAAAUUACGGUGAUCAAACUAUGGAAAUGACGACCAUGGUAGGUGGCAUUGCUCCUGCGCAGUCACCUGCACAACGAUCCAACCUCGAAGAUGAGAACGAAGAGAUGACGAUGGAAUUCACUUCGGUUGUUGGUGGUGUCCUGAGUAAAAGCCAACCACCCCACGUACAGCGGGAUGAGUCUGUACUCCCCAACUCAAACCACUCGACUACAGACCAGGACCUGCUUUCCGACGAUGACUCCGACAAAGAGAUGGACAUGACUGGUGCUGUCGGGGGUAUUCUGUCAUCUGGGUUAGAAACUCCCGACAAGGCGAAGGCCAAGAGAAUCAUGGAGCUCGAGGCCGAAUCUGGCCAGUUGGGAAGUUCGCCGUUUGGAGACAAUACCACGCAGCAAUCUCCGACACAAGCUGUCGCUGCAUCGCCUCCAUUGCUGCAAAUUGCGACAAUUGCUUCAGAGAGCGGCAGCCCUAGCUUAGCAAGCGUUAAAGCGCGACGCUCGUCGAGGAGAUCUUCAAUAAUUAGGGCCUCGAAAACCCCAGAACCCGCAUCAUAUCAGCCAAUACUCUCUGAGAGACCAUCCACGCCCUCGCAAGAGCUGACUCCGCAAGCCCGACCAACCACGCCCAGCAAAACCCCACCCUCUGCCAAUGUUGUGUACCGGAGCGCCUCUCCUAAGAAGCUGUUCAAGCCAGAAAUCAAAAAAUCUGCCCUGAACCAGAACUCACCUCGACUGAGUAUCUUUGAGCAAGACGUCUCCACGGGCCAAUCGACUCCUCGUAUUGUUCUUCAACCACGCGAGGGGCGCCGUGCCUCUGGUGUAGGCAUUGACAAAGAAGGCCUUGGAUCACCACGAGUCGCAGCACUUCUUGAUAAACGAUUAUCACUUGGUGAGAAGACGCCGCAAUUCAUCCCUCAAGAAAGAGUUCGCCCUGGUGGAGUGCGUUUCGAGGAUCCCCUCAAAAUGCAGGAAGACGAGGAACGGGAGCGGAAACAGGAAGAGCUCAAACAGGACGGAAAUGCAUCUUCGAACGAUAACAUAACCAAUGAUCCUACUUCAAGCUUGAAAGAGCUCAUUUCUCGAAUGACUCCUAAGAAAGGCAAGGUUGGCAGCCGGAAAAGCCUGCAUGUUGGCGCCGCCCGUGGACUGCUGGGCAAGCGUCCGGCUGAACUGGAUUCUGACGAAGAGGAGACCGAUAAUUCACCCAAGCGACUGCGCGGUCAUUCUGUGAGUCCAGUCAAAAGUGUGCGACUGCCUCCUCCAAGCUACCAGAGUGCAGAUGGCCGGACAGGUCAAUCUCCACUUCGGAGAGUGCAAAGCUCUUCUCCGCUCAAAGGCAGCACCACUCCGACACACGAGCCAACGGCCAGUGUUGAUGAUGGAACGACGCCCUUGAAGAGGGGAAUCGACGCUUUGCGUCUUGCUUCCGACCCUCAAGUGCCGAAUCAAGAACAAGGAGAGAACGACGCCGAUGAUUCUGAUGGAGCCGAGAGCGUAGAGCCCAUUCAGCUUCAAGAUUUCCUCAACAUGACCAAUAUUCACUUCAUGGAACUGACUACCACGAAAAGACGACAUACAACUGCACCGGGCAGCGCCACUAAGAGAUUGAGCAGAGCCUCACUAGAGAGCAAGGCCAAACAAGGUGCAAUCACUUUUGAUGAUCGCGUCGCCGCUGGUUUCUGCACGGUACCUAUGCUGGAGCUAUACCAACACUCCUGCCGUGAAUUGAAGUCCUAUAUCUCAGAGGGUCGCCAAGUGAUUCGAUCUAUCGAAUCUGAGACAUACGCCGACAAUCCGCCUCUCUUCCGUGAAUAUAUGAACGCUCCACCUGAUAUUCGGGUCAUCAUGGACAACCAAUUCCGCAAUGUGAAAACGCACGCUCGUCUCCUAAGCAAAGCUACGUGGUACGAGUGGCGCAUGAAGCUUCUCGAUGGCCUGAAGGAAGGGCUGCACCGACACGUGAAGGACAUGAAAGCAGAUGAUGAGAUCUUGUCUAAGCGAGAGACACUACUCAACGGCACAGUGCCUCCAUUAGUGGAAAAGCACGCCUCUCUUCAGGGGGAGGCAGAGAGCCUACAGCAACGCAUCGAGGAGAUGGAGAACUGCGACCAAGAUGAGCUGCAAGGUGCACGUAAAACCCUUUUGUCUGUUGAGGAAGAGAUAGCAGCGAAGAAGCGAGAACUUGAAGAGUUGCAGGCCGAGGCGCAGGAGAAAUCCACCAUCAUUGAAGAUGGAAAUGAAAGACGUAACCAGUACCUGGCUCAAAUUCAAGAAGCGGAGCGGGUCAAGGAAGAGUGUCGCGGCUGGAUUGCCCGGGACAUACGCGAGCUGAAGGCUUCGGUGCAAAAGAUGGAGCAGCAGACUGGCUGGUCAAUUCUUUCGGCCUCGGCUUCGGCGAAGUCAAUUAUCGCGUCACGGCUGAGCAUGGUAUACCGGCAGCAGUUGAACCUCGAAUUUUGCCCGAGCGUCUUUGCCGCAAGGAAGGCCGGUGCCGAAACGGCCGAGCAGACAGUAGAAUUGAACUUUGUCAAAGCCACGGCAGUGUCCCCGGUUGCGUCUCUAGUCCUGCAAUCUUUACGGCAGCACCUUGCCGCUAUCCAGCUGUCUGCCGUCACUCCAAAACAGCUUCUCAAGUUCAUUUCCAGCGCCUGGGAUCGAACUGACAGUCUCGAGAAGGAAGCUCGCAUGCUUGAUUUCUGUGGUCUCACGCGCCUAACCCUCUCUGAACCGACCGCAGCCUUUCCAUUCUUACGCGCUCGCUGCACCCUCCUCGACCAAACGAUGAAAUCUUCCGGGUCAGAUCGUAAGAAAACUACGGGGCGAGAAAGUGCCGCGAAGCGCGUCGAUGUGGACUUCACUAUUCGCACCCGAAUCGAUACCCAGAUCAAGGAAGUGGGCUCGAUCGGAUCACUCGACUUUGACAUUGACGUCGUCGCUACAAAAGUCUAUGGUUUCGGUGCCGCCAACGAGUCUGGUCUCUCAGGGAAAGAAAUGCAGAGCAUUCUUAACAAAGGAAUCCUCAAAGACGGCGGGAUGUCUCUCGGGAACGGGACGUGGUUGCAGGCAGUGCAGAGCCUGACAGAGUCUGUCUUUUAA